Molecule: messenger RNA, 423 nt
Organism: Camellia sinensis
Lineage: Eukaryota; Viridiplantae; Streptophyta; Magnoliopsida; Ericales; Theaceae
Source: RefSeq, a predicted model, not a curated record
AUGAAAGACCAAUCGAGAUUUGGUAGGAAGGGUAAGUUGUCACCCCGUUACAUUGGGCGGUUUCAAAUUCUUGAGAAACUUAGUCCAGUUGCACACCGAGUUGCUCUACCGCCGGGACUGGAACAAACGCACAACGUAUUGCACAUGUCAAUGUUGAGGGCCUAUCUUCGGGAUCCGUUUCACGUUAUAGACUAUCACCGGAUAGCACUUGACGAGAAUAUGGAAUAUGAAGAAUGGCCAGAACAGAUUAUUGACCAACAAGUGAAGCAACUGAAAAACAAAUCCAUUCCACUAGUGAAAGUAGAAUGGAGAGACCAUUAUGGAAAAGAAGCAAUGUGGGAAAAAGAAGAUGAGGCGCGACAAUGCUACCCACAUCUGCUUCCAAUGAAAGGUAACACAAGUUUGGAGGACCAAACUUCCUAA